This is a messenger RNA of Salvelinus sp. IW2-2015, 2331 nucleotides long. Its product is annotated as cilia- and flagella-associated protein 45. The record is from RefSeq and is a predicted model, not a curated record. NCBI's taxonomy places the organism in Eukaryota, Metazoa, Chordata, Actinopteri, Salmoniformes, Salmonidae.
UCUCAUUUUCAGGGAUAUGCCAAGCACUUCUCCCAUAAUUAAGAACGAAAAAUAGCUAACUAGGUGCUUCUUAACCUUGGAUAUUCGUUGUGUUAUUAUAAUGGUGACUUUCCUGUCAAUAUUUUAGCUGUUAUUUAUUUUGGUUGAUGAUAGUGGACUGUUUUUGACGAUCAUCAUGCCACAGAGUAUAGGGUCUUCAUCUAGGCUCUCUGGUAGCUCCCGUUCACGUCGCUAUCGCACCCGUGCACUCACCUCUCAUGUGGAUGAGAGCCUCUUUGGAACCCAAAAACAGGCUCUGUCAGCCUGCAAUGUCAAGGACACUGAGAGGGGUGGCCGGUUUGGACCCAGGGGCCAGUCCAGGUCUGCUCCAAGUCAGAAGACUCAGAAACUAGAGACAGUUCGCAUCAUCACAAAGGACCUCAUCCGAGACCUGAAGAUCCCAAGUAAGGAUCCGUCUGGGUUGUCUGUCAUCCUCCGCCCAACUGAUAUCGAGCGGAUAGCAACAGCUUCUCUGGUUUCAACCAAGGAGGAGCGGGAGUUCACGUUGGAAUCCCAGAGGAGGGAGAGAGAAGCAGCUAUGGAUGCUGCUGAGGAUAGGAAGGCCCAUAUCCGCCAGGCUGACCUAUCUCGUCAAAAGAACCAGGGCCUAAGUGAACUGGAGGCCGAGGCCAAGGAAAGAGCUCAGUACCUGCUGGAGAGGGCCAACGCCAUGAGGAUGGAGCAGGAGGACGAGGUCAAGAAACUCAAUGAGUUGAUCCUGGGUGCCCGGUGCCACGCGGUGAGGGAUGCCCAGAUCCUGGAGAGGCAGCAGAUCCUGGCUGAGCUACAGGAGGAGGAGAGGCGGCUGGAUGCCAUGAUGGAGGUGGACCGCAGGAGAGCCCUGGAGGCCCAGGAGCAAAUCGAAGAGCUGCGCAAACACCAGAGGAUCCAGGGAAAGCAGCUGAUUAUAAACCAGAUUGAGGAGCGUCUGGAGGACAGGAUGCUGCAGAAUGAGAUGAAGGAGCAGGAGGGCCAGCAGAUGCUGGAGAACCUGGAGAAGAUGCAGAUGGAGGAGCUGGAGGCUCUGGAGAGGAAGAAGGAGGAGCAGCAGCGUCUGCAGCAGGAGAUCCUCCGUAUCAACGAGGACAGCCUGCUGGCCAAGGAGCGCRACAAAGAGGAGGAGAGACUGGCCGACCUCCGGGCUAUGGAGUACACCCACAAGAAAAUGGAGCGGGAGGCUGAGUACGAGGCUGAACAGAGACGCAUCAAGAGAGAGAAGGAGAAGGACGUGGCCAGACUGCGAGCCCUACAGGAGAGAGAAAAAGACCACAAGGCAGAGCAGGAUGAGUUUCGAGCCAGGAGGAACCAGGAGGGAGCAGAGAGGGAUUGGAGGAGAAAAGAGAAGGAGCAGCUCAAAAAGAAGGUGGAUGUUGAGGAGAGGUUGAAGGCAGCUCGCUUGGAGCAGGUCACACAUAAGGAGCACCUCCUAUCCAUCGAGGCUGGGCGAGAGAGGGCUGAGUUUGACAGGGUUUUGAGGGCCCAGCAGGUAUCCAUCUGUAAGGAGAAGGACAAGGAGGAGAAACACAGGAUCAAGGUGUUGCGCCACGCUGACGGGGUGCGCCAGCAGGUGAGGGAGCGGGAGAUGCAGGCCAUCGCCCUGCGCAGGGAGGUCUACAAAGAGGGAGACCGGCUGGAUGAGGAGGCCCGCCAUCGCCGCAUCCGCCUUGAUGAGAUCAAGGAGAAGAAGCUCAGGGAGCUCAAGGCUGCUGGACUUCCAGAGAAGUAUUGCAAUGAAGUGGAGAGACGGGUGCAUGCUCUCCCUGCUCUGGCUCACUAGCGUGACUGACAGACUGCAACACACCCUGAUCUUUAUCAAAGAUUUCACAAUAGAGAUAAAUUGGCACUGCCAUCACACUUUCUGACAGGGUAGAGAAAAUAAUUAGUACAGGGUAUAAAUCUAGUGCAGCACCGGUGUGUUAGUGAUCAUUAGAUAAUUUCUGAAUAAAGAUGACUAUUACAAACUAUGAAUAUUUAUAAUUGUACUGUAGGCUUGACCUUAAGUAGUGCACAUUAACUAUUCAACAACUGAUUGGAGCAAAAAUAAAAAUGUAUUGUUUAUAUAUUGACUUAAAUGUGAUUUUAAAAUAUUAUUUUUUGUUUGAUCAAUUAAUUGGACUGUGCCUAACAUAUUCCAGUCAUACAGAACCCAAGAUUAUUUGAUCAACAGGAUAUCAUUUUUAUUUAGUCUUUUAAAUGUCCCUUUCAGCAUGGCUUUUAUGGCAAUGUUUAUUGUUAAUAUGCAUGAUAAUAGAAAGGUAUGUUCAGAGAUUAGGAUGACACUUUACACACAGC